UUCAGUUGCAGCAACUGCAAGUUUGUCUUUAAUUUUGAGGAACCUCUCAAACGUCAUUUGAAACUUUGUUACCAGUAUCCUUCUGGAAUUAGCCCACAUGUAUGCAAACUAUGUGGUGAAAUUUUUAGCACAUCAAAGUUACUAAAUGAUCACGAAGAGCAAGCACAUAAUAAAAAAACCCAAUUUGAAUGUAAAUAUUGUAAGGCACCGUUUUCGUCUAGUCGAAAUCUUAUUAUUCAUGAAAGAGUCCAUGAAAAAGAACCAGUAUCUUGCGGAAUCUGUAAAGCACAGUUUACUUAUUUUGCACCACUCAAAGUUCAC
Helobdella robusta is the source of this 321-nucleotide messenger RNA. RefSeq lists its product as hypothetical. The annotation marks the transcript as partial. Gene Ontology annotation, cellular component: nucleus. The record is from RefSeq and is a predicted model, not a curated record. Gene Ontology annotation, molecular function: DNA-binding transcription factor activity, RNA polymerase II-specific; RNA polymerase II transcription regulatory region sequence-specific DNA binding. Gene Ontology annotation, biological process: regulation of transcription by RNA polymerase II. Lineage: Eukaryota; Metazoa; Annelida; Clitellata; Rhynchobdellida; Glossiphoniidae. The transcript has a single exon.